Messenger RNA from Sodiomyces alkalinus F11, 970 nucleotides. RefSeq lists its product as hypothetical. The transcript is spliced from 3 exons. The coding region runs from base 34 to 678 and encodes 214 amino acids. Lineage: Eukaryota; Fungi; Ascomycota; Sordariomycetes; Glomerellales; Plectosphaerellaceae. The record is from RefSeq and is a predicted model, not a curated record.
CCCCGUCGUGGGAGUGCAGCCGAACUCCUGCAGAUGCAUCUCGUUGCCUCGUCUGCCUUCUUUCCUCUCUACGUUAAAUUUCACUGCAAGCCUUGCCUUACCACCUCCGCCUUACAUCUGACCCUUCUCGGUACAGCUGCUGGAAUGGCUCCCUUGAUUAAGGUACCCCAAGUUAUCGACACUUGCGUCGCUUUUGGAACCGUGUCGAUUUUCGAGGGUUUCUACUGCUGGUACUUAUAUGCCCAUAAGAUACCGUGCCAGACGCUUGUCAGGGUCGCUUGUGCCUUGAAUAUUCCUGGAUCCGUGUUCCUAGCCCUGUUCCUCAUCUUUUGGCAACAUGGCCCUGCUGUACCUGCAUAUGCCAUGAUGGUCUUGUGCACAAGCACAUCUGUCGCAUCAAUCUGGUGUUUUGAGGUUCUCGAAGUCUUGCGACCUAUUAGCAAGAUCUGGCUUGAUGACUUCAACGUUCCCCUCUUCAACACGGGCUUGCGAGAGUCCGUAUUUUGGGCGUUGUGUUGUUGCUAUGCUGCCCUGGGACUUUGGCAAUUAGCAGCCUACCAAGUCGAGAUCUUGUGGGCCUUUCCACUCUUAACCCACAUCACCGUUGUCGCCGCAGUGGCCCGAGGUCUCAUCCUUUUCCUCCAGAAUCGCAAUAAGAAGCAGGCUAAGCUGCUUUAGCCUCGGCAGGUCGCAAUUGUUUUUGCAUCAAUCAUCUCGACCGUCUUGCUUGUUGGUUCGGCAUUGGGAUGGAUAUCGGUACAAGGGGCUGCGCAAUGCGCAACCUGCAUAACAAUCGUCUCACUCCGCCUCUACAGAACUAAUCAGGGUUACAACGCAAAAGGGCAAGAGCUUGAUCAACUGCCAAAUGUGCCCAGAGAAGCACCCUUCGUGCUGAGCAAGGAUCUUGAACAUGGCGGUGGACACCAGGAGGGUUCAACGACGUCCUUGCGAUCUCUACGUGCUGACUCGG